Molecule: messenger RNA, 2840 nt
Organism: Cynoglossus semilaevis (tongue sole)
Lineage: Eukaryota; Metazoa; Chordata; Actinopteri; Pleuronectiformes; Cynoglossidae
Gene: galnt9
Product: polypeptide N-acetylgalactosaminyltransferase 9
Exons: 11
Coding region: 829-2643 (604 amino acids)
Biological process (GO): protein O-linked glycosylation
Cellular component (GO): Golgi apparatus
Molecular function (GO): polypeptide N-acetylgalactosaminyltransferase activity
Source: RefSeq, a predicted model, not a curated record
CUCCCCGAACGUCAGCGACGCAGCGACGGUUCUCCGAGCCUUCCAUAGAACGGAGGGCUGGUGGUGGAGGGAGGAGGGAGUAGAGACAGCAUGGAAGAGCCUGGGCACAGCUCUGCUGACAACACCGAGCAUUCGACAACAUAAGAGGACGAAUCCAUUUUCAGCAGCUCUCCUGCUCCGCGGCAGGAAUAGAACCAGCAGCGGGAUCGUAUCAGAACGCAGAGAGAAGAGUCGAAGGAGGGUACACACACACACACACACGUACGGACAGAAGGGAGACAGAACGACGCCCCGUUUUUUGGUUUUUUUUUUUUUUUUGGAAGCGUUCACCUAUGUUAUAGAUUCGAGUUUCCCUGGAUGCGAUUCGCGGAGCGGGAUGGAGCCAAUGUCCACGUCGGCUUCGAGCAGAGAGGAGCAGCGACCGAACGUCGGCAGCCGAGGAUGCUCGGACGUGAGCACUUGUUAGAGGCUGUCAUCUUCGGGAUGGAGGAGGCGUUUGGGGGGGUUGUGGCAACUGGCGACUUGUAACGAUGUGGACUGGAGAAUAUAUUUGGCCGCGUAACCGAGUAACCGUCUCUCUCAGCGAUUCGCACCGCGUUCGUAGAAUGUAGCUGAGGAGAGAGCGGCCGAUGAAGGCCUGAGAUAAGCGCCACUGAGAGAAGGAGCGGACUCCCUGCCGACGUCCUCGCCUGAGCUGUCCGUGGUGCUGAAGAGAGCGGCUCGACUUCCCGUCAGUUCCUCCGCACCACGUCGAUAGGUGACGCAGCGGGGUCACCAGGCACGGACAGCUGCCGGCUCGACCGAGUCGGCCGGUCUUGAUUCUCGUUCAUGGCUCUGGCACGCAAAAUCAAAACCCUGCUGACCGUCAACAUCCUCGUGUUCGUGGGGAUCAUCCUGUUCUCGGUGUACUGCAGGAUCCAAGACCGAUCUGGAGAGCUGCUCCAGCUGGGACGAGCGUCCGAUCAGAGGCUGAGGACCAGGAAUGGUAAAGUUCCCAACUCCGUGGAGAGACAGUCAAUUCUCCAGCGACUUGAGAGGCUGGAGGACGUGGUCUACAACCAGUUAAAUGGUUUAGCAAAGCCCAUCGGCCUGGUGGAGGGACCGGGAGGACUCGGCCAGGGGGGCGCUGCUGCCACCCUGGGUGAGGAUAGCAGAGAGGCGGAAGGGAAGUACGAGGAGUACGGCUACAACGCUCAGCUGAGCGACCGCAUCUCCCUAGACAGAAGUAUCCCAGACUACAGACCCAAAAAGUGCAGGCAGCUGUCGUACCCAGAGGAGUUGCCUCAGAUUUCCGUGGUCUUCAUCUUUGUCAACGAAGCGCUCUCUGUCAUCCUGCGGUCGGUGCACAGCGUGGUCAACCACACGCCGUCACACCUGCUCAAGGAGAUCAUCCUGGUGGACGACAACAGCGACAGUGUGGAGCUGAAGUUCAACCUGGACCAGUACGUGAACAGACGUUACCCCGGCCUCGUGAAAAUAGUGAGGAACAGCAGGAGGGAGGGGCUGAUCCGAGCCCGAAUCCACGGGUGGAACGCGGCCACCUCCCCCGUGGUGGGCUUCUUCGACGCCCACGUGGAGUUCAACACCGGCUGGGCUGAACCAAUCCUCAGUCGUAUUAAGGAGGACCACUCUCGCAUCAUUCUGCCGGCCAUCGACAACAUCAAGUACAACACCUUCGAGGUGCAGCAGUACGCCAACGCCGCCCACGGCUACAACUGGGGACUGUGGUGCAUGUACAUCAUUCCCCCGCAGGAAUGGCUGGACAAGGGCGACGAGACUGCCCCCAUCAGAACUCCUGCUAUGAUUGGCUGCUCCUUCGUGGUAGACCGGGAGUACUUCGGUGAGAUCGGUCUGCUUGAUCCUGGAAUGGAGGUCUACGGAGGGGAGAACAUAGAGCUGGGGAUGAGGGUGUGGCAGUGUGGGGGCAGUAUGGAGGUCCUGCCCUGUGCCAGAGUGGCCCACAUUGAGCGCACCAAGAAGCCCUACAACAACGACAUAGAUUACUACGCCAAGCGCAACGCUCUGCGGGCUGCCGAGGUGUGGAUGGACGAAUACAAGUCCCACGUCUACAUGGCCUGGAACAUCCCCAUGAAUAACCCAGGGGUGGAUUUCGGGGACGUCUCAGAGAGGUUGGCCCUAAGGAAGAAGCUACAUUGUCGGAGUUUCCGCUGGUACCUGGACCACGUCUACCCAGAGAUGAGGAUCUACAACAACACCAUCACAUAUGGAGAGGUGAGAAACAGCAAAGCAAGCGGCUACUGUCUGGACCAGGGCUCUGAGGAAGACGACAAGGCCAUCCUCUACCCCUGCCACGGCAUGUCCUCUCAGCUCGCCCGUUACUCAACCGAGGGGCUCCUCCAGCUCGGACCCCUGGGAUCCACGACCUUCUUGCCGGACACAAAAUGUCUGGUGGACGACGGCAGGGGACGCACACCCAGUCUGAAGAAAUGCAAUACUGUUUCAAGGAUCGGUCAAAGACUCUGGGACUUCACUCAGAAUGGUCCAAUCAUCAACAGGGACAGCGGCCGAUGUUUGGAGGUGGAAAUGUCCAAAGACGCUAAUUUUGGCCUCCGUCUGGUGGUCCAGAGGUGUUCAGGACAGAAGUGGAUGAUAAGAAACUGGAUCAAACAUCCCAAGCACUGACUGACCGACUGACUGACCGACCGACUGACUGACUGGACUGACUGGACUCAGAGACAGGUGUCCAGUCCAUAUCUUGAGCUGAACGCUGGUCAGUUUAGAUGUGAUGUUCUCCAGCACAGACUGAGCAGAACCGCGGGUUCCCUUCGGGCCACACGGACACAGUGGGAACGAGAAUAUAAUGAGCGAACGUGUUCCCA